Pterocles gutturalis (yellow-throated sandgrouse) is the source of this 3055-nucleotide messenger RNA. RefSeq names its product cadherin-related family member 2 (gene CDHR2). The annotation marks the transcript as partial. The record is from RefSeq and is a predicted model, not a curated record. The transcript has 23 exons. Gene Ontology annotation, molecular function: cell adhesion molecule binding; calcium ion binding. Gene Ontology annotation, cellular component: plasma membrane. Gene Ontology annotation, biological process: homophilic cell-cell adhesion. NCBI's taxonomy places the organism in Eukaryota, Metazoa, Chordata, Aves, Pterocliformes, Pteroclidae.
GCCAGGAAGCUUUCCAGCUGACAGCUACUGACCUAGAUGGGGACCCGCUCACCUACAGCAUCGAGGGGCCAGAUGCCUUCUACUUCUCUGUCGAUGCCCAGACAGGCGUCGUGACACUGAGGAACUCCCUGGAUCGCGAGCUCCAGGCCAGGCUCACCCUCACCGUCAAGGUGUCCGACGGGAUAAACACAGCUAUCUCCAGAAAGCUCACGAUCAUCGUGGAGGACCGUAAUGACAACGCCCCGGUCUUCCAGAACUUGCCAUAUGAAGCCACCAUCCCCGAGAACACGACAGUCGGCAGCGUCAUCUACACUGUGUUUGCCAACGACAGCGACACUGGGAACGCCUCCAAAGUCAGCUACAGCAUCGAGGAGGUGAUCCCAGACAGCACACAGAAUCAAUGGCUCUUCUACAUCCUGCCCAACGGGAACGUGGUGCUCAACGGCUCGCUGGACUAUGCCAGGAACACCUUCUACCAGCUCAAAAUCCUCGCCAAGGAUGGUGGGGGUCUGCUGCACAACUACUCCGGCUCUGUGCCUGAGAACGGCGCCCUGGGCACCACUGUGCUGACUGUCACCGCCGUGGACAGAGACACCGGAGUGAAUGAUUUUUUUUACCAGUGAGUGAAUGCCAGUGUCCCCUUUGCUAUUGAUGCUAAGACGGGCACCAUCACUGUGAGUGGGCACCUGGACCGUGAGCAGCUGCCAAGCGAGGAGGUGCUGCUGGAAGUCACAGCACGUGAGAAGAACCUGGACAUCUAUGGCAGAGUGGCCCAGACUAGCACCCUGGUGACAGUCACAGUGACCGAUGUCAAUGACAACAAGCCCCAGUUCUACCACUGCUCCCUCCCCAACUGUGACUUCUCUGCCAGUCCCCAGAAUAAUUUUAUGGGCAGCAUCAUAGAGCACUCCUCCUCCAGACUGCCCGUGUCCGACCUCAAUAUCGUCGCACACGACCCAGACAAGGGCAUCCACAGCAGCUAUGAGCUGUACCUGCAGGGUCCAGACGCCAGCGCCUUCGCUGUCUCCCCCACAAGGAUCCAGGGCACAGGGGAGGUCCAGCUCCUGGUGCAAGACCCAUCUGCUGUGGACUAUGAGAUCAGCCAUGUCAUGGUGGUGCAGAUUGUUGCUAAUGACACAGGGAACCCCAUGGACUGCUGCUCCACGGCCACUGUAACCAUCGACCUCACUGACGCCAAUGACCACAUCCCCGAGUUCCCUCAGAGCAUCUACAACCUGAGCGUGAUGGAGAACAGCCCUGAUGGCACCGUCAUCGCCCCAAACAUCACGGCCUAUGAUCCAGACAGCGGUGUCCUGGGACAGAUCACUUACGAGCUGCUCCCAGAGAGCAUCCGUAAAAUCUUCACGGUGAAUGCCACGACCGGGGCAGUGCUGGUGCUGAAUGGGAGCUUGCUGGACCGGGAGACUCGCUCCGUCUAUUACGCCAACCUCCAGGCCAGGGAUGGGGGCAACCUGGUGGGCACCACCGUGCUGGAGAUUACCGUGCUGGACGACAACGACAUGGCACCCAUCAUCACUGGCUCCUACUUCAUCUCGGUGGAAGAGGGGCAGAAUGUCACAAUACAGAUCCAGGCCACCGACAACGAUGAGCCUGGCAACCUCAACAGCAAGUUGGGCUACAGGAUCUUGCCAGGACCGUUCAGCGAAAACUUUACCAUCAACCCAACCACGGGUGUGAUGCACAGCAAGGAGCCACUGGACCGCGAGGCCUUGGACAACGAGCAGGGGCAGAUAGUGGUGACGGUGGAGGUGUAUGACCAUGGCGUGCCACAGCUCAGCUCCUCGGUGAAUGUCACCAUCACUGUGGGGGACGUGAACGACAAUGCACCCGUGUUCCUUAAGCAGUCCUAUGAGUUCUCAGUCUUUGAAGACUCUCCAGGGUCCUUUGUGGGUCAGGUGGAGGCCACAGAUGCUGACCGGACAGAGAUCAAUUCCCGCAUUUCCUUCCUACUUCAGAGGGGGAGUGGCUCCAGCAACUUCUUGAUCCGCUCGUCCCGCCUGGGGCCAGGGCACUAUGCUGGGCAGCUGGCCGUGGACCCUGAUGUGUCCCUGGACUACGACACCCUGCAGCAGAAGUUCUUCUCUUUGGUGGUGCUGGCAGAGAACACAGCUGCAGACAACGCGGGGGACACUGCCAGCGUCUCAGUGGUGGUCCACAUCCUAGACGUCAAUGACGAGCCCCCCACCAUCCUGCCCUCCUCACUGCAGGACGUGUACGUGAGCGAGAACGGCACACAGCAGGGUCUGGUCUGCACACUGGUUGCCUCCGACCCAGACACCAACCACUCACUGGUCUUUGAGGAGCUGGCAGUCGCCUGCUUCAAGGGGGCAAGCAGCGCCGGGGAGGUGUGCUGGGACUGGUUCGUGUUGGCGCCCAAUGGCUCGGUGCUGGUGAACAGCUUGGACAUCGACUACGAGCUGUGCGACGAUGUGGUGCUCACGCUGCGGGUUGAGGACCUGUACACCGAGAAGGGCAACCGCUACAGCCAGAACGAAACCCUGAGGAUCCUCAUCACCGAUGUGAAUGACAACGCGCCAGUCUUCCUGCCUGUCUCGCAGACCUUUGUGGUUGUCCCCGAAAUCUCUCCUGUGGACCUGCAAGUGGCUACUGUGAAGGCCAUGGACGCUGACUCAGGGCCGAAGGGAACCAUCACCUUCUCCAUUGUCAGUGUGGUGCUCGUGGACGACAACGGGGUCAGCCGGCCCUUCGAGAACCUCUUCAAGGUGGUGACAACGCCUGAGAAGGACGGCUACGUCGGGAGCAUCCAGGUGGCCAGCAACCUCGAUGGCUCGCUGAAGGGGCAGUACCAGCUGACAGUGGAGGCUCGGGAUGGUGAUGAACCAGUGCACUCAGCACAGACCACACUGACUAUCUUCACAGUGGAUCAGAGCUACCGCGUUCGCCUCCAGUUCGUGACACCAGUGGAUGAAGUCCAGAGUAACGCCGAAAUUAUUAAAGUGGCCCUGACCAGUGCGACCAAGGCAGGGGUCUACGUGGUGGCCAUUCGGAGCAUGGAGGACACCCGUGCGUCCCA